Molecule: messenger RNA, 1983 nt
Organism: Triticum turgidum subsp. durum (durum wheat)
Lineage: Eukaryota; Viridiplantae; Streptophyta; Magnoliopsida; Poales; Poaceae
Source: the annotation of a GenBank genome assembly
AUGCAGAUCCAGCGAGGGGAUGUUCAACCUGGAAGCUCGAAUAGAAGACGCAAAAAAAUGCGCAUAAGUAGCGAAAAUAUGAUUCGAGUCAAUCCUCUCGAAGAGGAAUUCGGCACCUCAAGUGAUUCUGGUGAAGGUGUCUGGAGGCUACUCAGUGAAGAAGUCGCAGCACACAUAGAUGACAGUGUUGUGUCGCUUGCUUCAUUCCAUAAAGACAACGCAAAGUCGGUUUAUUUUGCGUGCACGGGCAUAAUUAUUGAGAGCAAUUCAACUAUUACAAGUUUCUUGACUUCGUUAAGUUUGCUUAGAUCUAUUGAUGAUGAUAGCAAGAUCUUUCAAGACAUGAUGAUUGAAGUGCGCCUUCCAAAUAAUCAUCUUUCAAUGGGAUGGUUGGAAUACUAUGACUUAAAAUACAAUGUUGCUGUUAUCAGCAUCGCGCCCUUCCAUGUUUUUCGCGCAGCAUUUGUAGAUCAUCAGCGGCAAUUUGAGUCUCAUAGUGAAGUAGUUGCUGUUGGGCGUUGCUUCGACUCAGGCAAAUUAAUGGCCACAACUGGGAUGUUGACUGACAAUGGGAAGAGAAUUUACCGCGAGGAGCUUGCGAUCUCCACAUGUGAAAUUACUAUGACUGGAGUUGGAGGGCCCCUUGUUGAUUUUAACGGUGACUUUGUCGGGAUGAACUUUUAUUCUAAGGAAGAGACUCCGUUCCUACCAAGGAAUAAAAUUCUUGAGCUUCUGAUGCAUUUUAGGAGAACAUCCCCGUGCUGGGACACAAGUAAGAAAAGAGGUAGUAAAACUGAAAGAGGCGCAAGCAAGGCACAAAUGUCUCCUGAAUCUCACAAGUCCGAUUUAGAAGGCAGCUCAAGGCAGGAGAUGAAAAAUAAAAACCAGAAACCUACCAUAUGUACUAUAUGUGACCCAGAACUUAAUUCAGGACUUGAGGAUACAUUACUAGAGAGUCUGCCUUCUAUUCGCCGGUGGCCAUAUGACUGGGGUCUUGUAUCUUUGGAUGCUAGAAGAGAUAAGUUUAGGUUCCGUGGUUACCCCUUACCAGUUUUGGAGGACAAUGGCAAGCGUCUGCGUUAUAGUUUUGAGGAGGAGUUUAGUGAAGAUAUCUGGAACAAACUCUCAGAAAGAGCAGCUUCAAAUAUGUCCCGAGUUGUUGUAGCACUCGCUUCAUUCAGUGGAGAAGCGAGACUUUUUGCUUGCACAGGUGUAUUCAUAGACAGCAAUGGGUUCACCACAAGAGUUCUAACCUCAGGAAGUUUGGUUAGAAGUAAUGACGAUGAAAGCAAGGUUGCUGAUAACUUAAAGAUUGAAGUGCACCUUCCAGAUAAACGACAUGUCACAGGGAUUUUGCAACAUUACGAUCUGCAUUAUAAUGUCGCUGUCAUCAUCAUCGAAAAACUUCGCUGUACUCGGACAGCAAUUAUCAACAAUAAGGUUGAAACUGGCACUCACUCGCCGGUAUUAGCUAUAGGGCGUGUCUAUGAAUCAGGCAAAUUAAUGGCAGCAAGUGGGAUAGUGAUCAACAAAGAAAGUAAACUCGAUUGCAAAGAUCUUAGGAUCUCCACUUGUCAAAUCACUAAGGCUGGGAUUGGGGGCCCUCUUAUUGAUUCUGAUGGGAACUUUAUUGGCAUGAACUUCUAUGGCUUGGAAGAAACUCCCUACAUGCCACGGGAUACAAUUGUGAAACUCUUGGGGAAUUUUGAUGCAAAAGGGACUGCUGAUUUUACCAAAGUUCCCGCACCAAACAGGUUUUUAAAAUAUUAUUAUGCAUUCAACAAGACCUUGAUUCAGAUAUGCACUAUUCAUGGACUUACUUAUGAUUUCAUCAUAACAGAUGGCCUGUGCCUAAGCCAUAUUGGUGCUAUCCGGUGUGGCAUGAACGGAAGGAAGGAACAGACUUGCUGGAAUUUCUUGAACAAGAAUUUCGCUAUGACUAAUGUGAAUUUUAUUGCCAUGCCUAUAUUGUCAACCUGCUGA